UUCCAAGGCAGAGAGGGCUGGAGAGGGCCUCUAACAGGUGUCUUUUAGAGGCGCCACUUCUAUUCACAAUGACAAGCAUAGAGGCAUUUAACUUUGAACUAGUAAAGCAGUACUUAAUAGACAAAGGAGGCAAAGUUACAAACCCGGAACUCGUGAAACACUUCAGGCAUUACCUGAACGACCCUGUUCACAAAGAUAGCAUCCGACGGAAGUUCAAGGACUUCAUCAAUAGGCUCGCGUGUGUGAAAGAAGAAAAUGGAACCAAAUUUCUCAUACUUCGCAAUGAGUACCUUGAAGAACUUCAUAACAGCAGGCAUGACCUGUCACUUCCAUCGUACCCAUCUAUAGAAGAAACCGACAAUUGUAGUGGAUUAAUGUCUCAGGACCAACCUAGAGAGUACUCAUCACCUCCACCAGGCCACACUGCGCAGCAACCACAAUGGAGGCAUUACUCUCCGGACUGUCCGAGAGCUGCAAGUGAAUACCCUCCUCGUUCUCCGAUCGGUGUUAGCCGUAUCCACUCAAGCCCCUGCCUGUUAGUUGACGACAACUGCUAUGAAGAUGUUCCACCUCCGUUACCGCAAAAAAAACACUCUAUUGGUGGAAGCCCAAAAAGGCCUGACAUGCCCCUGCCACCUCCAAGGGGCCGAAAAAAUCAUGGCCGUCGCGGUUCGCAAGUGGAGGAAAGAGUACGGCAAUUCAGCGUCGAGAAGGAGCUUGAGGGAAACGCAGGCGUGAAAAAAGAGAGCAUCCAGGACGUUGCAGUGAGCCCCGGAACGGUCAAAGAAAAGACCCAGAUAAUCAAUCGCAUGGCCGAAAACUGCGGCGUCCCUGGAAAACCGGCCCUACCAUCCGGUGCCGUGGGGAACACGGCCUGCAAACGACGGGAUGGGCCCGGAGCACGCGCUGCGCCUGAUGAUGACACCACGUCAGUAAACACGUUGGACCCUCGUCGACGAGAGUGGCUGCUCAGGGCGUCGCAGACAGACUACCACUCGCUUGUGCGACUUCUUCGUGAGGACCCCGACCUCUACCGUUUCGAGGACUUCACAUCGGGCGUGAGUACACCUGCCUCUUUCUGCCAUGCUAAAGAAGUAUCCGUCGCGUUUGCGUUGCUUGCCAAUGUGACGAGGGGCGAACUCCGCACUGCACUUCACUGGGCCGCCAAAUUCGGAAGUGCCGAAAUAGUAAAGCUCGUGGCCGGCUCCUACGGAUUGAACCCAAACGUGAAGUCGAAUGAUAAGAUGCGGGCGCGGCACAGGGCGACGGAGAUGAGGGUAAUGAGCAAAGAGGAAUGCACAGCAGUAGGAGUCAAGAAGCCCGAGGAACUAGAAAUAUAA
Messenger RNA from Rhipicephalus microplus (southern cattle tick), 1340 nucleotides. RefSeq lists its product as uncharacterized. The record is from RefSeq and is a predicted model, not a curated record. NCBI's taxonomy places the organism in Eukaryota, Metazoa, Arthropoda, Arachnida, Ixodida, Ixodidae.